Molecule: messenger RNA, 925 nt
Organism: Triticum aestivum (bread wheat)
Lineage: Eukaryota; Viridiplantae; Streptophyta; Magnoliopsida; Poales; Poaceae
Product: probable glutathione S-transferase GSTU6
Exons: 1
Coding region: 60-782 (240 amino acids)
Biological process (GO): glutathione metabolic process
Cellular component (GO): cytoplasm
Molecular function (GO): glutathione transferase activity
Source: RefSeq, a predicted model, not a curated record
CAUUUAUCAGUGGUCACCACUACUCGCUGGUAGGAGUACUACACCAGUCGGCGGUCGGCAUGGAGGAGGAGCUGACGCUGGUGGGGUACUGGUCGAGCCCGUUCGCGUUGCGCGCGCGCUUCGCCCUCAACCUCAAGGGCCUCCCCUACGCGUACGUGGAGGAGGUGGGCCUCUUCGACGGCAAGAGCCCGCUCCUCCUCGCCUCCAACCCCGUGCACAAGAGGGUGCCGGUGCUCAUCCACAACGGCAAGCCCGUCCCCGAGUCGCAGCUCAUCGUGCAGUACGUCGACGAGGCUUUCCCGGCCAGCUCCCCGCGCCUCCUCCCUCCCGACCCGCACGAGCGCGCCGUCGCUCGCUUCUGGGCCUCCUACGUCGACGGCGAGCUGCUCAGCGCGUGGCUGCCCGUCUACGGCGGACGCACCGGCGAGGAGAGGGCAGAGGCGGCGGGGCGGGUCGGCGCCGCCCUGGAGACGCUGGAGCGAGCGUUCGGGGAGUGCUCCAAGGGGAAGGGCUUCUUCGGCGGGGACACGGUGGGGCUCGUGGACGUCGUGCUCGGCGGCUUCGUCGGGUGGCUGCAGACGUCCGAGGCCAUGUGCGGCGUGAGGCUGCUCGACGCCGCCGCGACGCCGCUGCUGGCGGCCUGGGCGGAGCGGUUUCGCGCGCUCGACGGCGUCAAGGAGGUGAUGCCGGAUGCGCAGAGGCUGCUCGAGUACAACCUGAUGAGGCGAGCUCGCCUCGGGCUGCCGCCGACCUCGCCGCCGCCGCCGCUACAGCACCAAUAGAUAGAUUUAUACUAUAAAAUAAUGCUAGAAUCAGGGCUGGCUAAUACACCACGUGCAAAUAGCCUGUACCAAUAACUGAGCAUGUAUGCUUACACUGUGUAUGUAUUUCUACCUUCUGUGAAUUUUUUGUGAAUACCGUUUGC